AUGUCCAUCACAUCCGUCAGAGAUCCAAUGGAGCCACACUGCGUAGAGAUAGUGUCUCGAAUCUAUCUGGGCGACUGCGAGGCAUUCAACAAAGACGAAUUAACCGAGAAAAAAAUUACUCAUGUACUAUCGUUGGGUGCUUUUGAAAAUGAUCUCCAUGUUAACAUAGAAUACAAGAAUAUCAACAUUUUAGAUGUGGAUGAGCAAAAUAUCAUUCAAUAUUUCGACGAAGCGAUAGAAUACAUACAAGAAGCUUAUAAAUGCAAAGGCCGUAUAUUGAUACAUUGUCAAGCAGGUGUAUCUCGUAGCCCAACUAUCUUGGCUGCUUGUUUAAUGAAGUCGAAAAAAAUCAACAGAGACGAAGCGUUAGACAUCAUUCAACGGAAAAGAGCCUCUAUAGCCCCCAAUGCAGGAUUUAUGGAACAACUCUCUCUUUAUUAUGAUUUGAAUUACGAAGUGGACCCUAAACAUGCUGAAUAUAGACGAUUCCUAGUAGCCAGCAUGGCAGAAGAACAACAAAGCUAUGGAUAUGUGGCACAUGUUGCUUUGGCUGCAGAUCCAGAAUAUACACCCUUGACUUCGGCCAGUGACCAAAAGAAGUUCAAAGCUUUACGAUGUAAAAAAUGUCGACGUAUGUUGGUUGGUUCGGAACACGUGGUAGAUCAUGAGGCUGGCAAAGGGCAGCUGUCUUUUUCAUACCACAAACGUAACUCAGAUAUCAAUAUUACGACAGCAACUACAUCCGCUACAGCCGAAUCUGAAGUCAAUACAUCAUUAAAUACGGUCAAUGCAUCACUGAAUCCAUUGCUAGCUUCCCUAGCGAUUCACAACAAUACGUGUUCGUCGUAUUUUAUAGAACCUAUGGAAUGGCAAGAUGGUUUGAUUGAUGAGGUUCAGGGUCGUAUCGAUUGUCCUAAAUGUCAUAGUAAGUUGGGAUCUUAUAAUUGGGCUGGUGACCAAUGCUCUUGUGGACGUUGGAUUACGCCUUCGUUCAUGCUCCACCGUAACAAAGUAGACGAGGUCAGGAAUGUCGUCCGAAAAUAGAGUGCAACCAACUGUUGAUUUCUUAUUACGAAAGCUGGAUCCAUCUCAACAUAAGCCUUCCAAUCAUUACAAUGCCUUUUCUGGCCGUGUCAAUCCUUACUUCCUUACCCAGAAUAAAUAUGCCAAAACCGGAAUAUAUGAUGACCAAAGAUACAAUAAAGGCUAAUAAAAGUGAUUUUGGGAUUUUUCUUUUUGUAACAGAAUAAAAGAGGCUACCUAAGAUUUCCUCGAUUCUUUCGUUUUGAUCGUAGACAAAGUAAAAUAUUUAUAGUGUCAUUCAUAAAGUCAGGUUUUCACAUUUUUGCACAGUACUCUGUACAGGAAACAAGGAUAAAAUAAAUGAGCAGUUAUAUAGGGAAACCAGCGCCAAUAGGAUGUUCUCUAUUGAAAUGGACACAUGCAAAGUUUAUUUCAUAAAAUGAAUGAUGAUAGACGAACUCUCAUUAAGUU
Messenger RNA from Mycotypha africana, 1494 nucleotides. Its product is annotated as protein-tyrosine phosphatase-like protein. Gene Ontology annotation, biological process: protein dephosphorylation. The transcript has 3 exons. The coding region runs from base 1 to 1044 and encodes 347 amino acids. Gene Ontology annotation, molecular function: protein tyrosine/serine/threonine phosphatase activity. Gene Ontology annotation, cellular component: nucleus. The record is from RefSeq and is a predicted model, not a curated record. NCBI's taxonomy places the organism in Eukaryota, Fungi, Mucoromycota, Mucoromycetes, Mucorales, Mycotyphaceae.